UGUCAGGGGAAGAGCUGAAAACCUAACUUUCCCAUGUUUCUAGGGCUCGCUUGCUCAGGUGAAGUUCUGGAAGUUUUUCUGGACUCUGCAUGCAGUGAGAUCCUUCUCUGCCUUCUUAUUCCAGACUUCCCAUCUGGUUUAUUUAUUCAGUAGAACCGCAAGUACUGGACGUGUUCUUCUCUCUGAAACUGUUUCUGGAUGGGCAGUCUUACUGCCUCCCUUAAUAAAAACACUCCUGUGCUCAAGUAAUUUUCUUGCAAGCUGCAGCAUUUUCAAGGCAUUCCAUCUAUAAAUUGCAUAUCGUAAAAAAAGCAUUUGCUUUAUAUACAGCCAGUUGGUCAUAGAGACCAUUGUAUGGAGUAUUAAUAAUACAAAUGUCAGGCAUGAGGGUUUUUUGGUUGUCUUUUUUUCCUAAUACCAGAAUUUGUCAAGUCAAUUGAACUUGCUUUUGUAACAGUAUUUUAGUGCUGAAGUCAGCUGUGCAGUCUGCAAGGGGAUAAGAUGUUUUCUCUCUUCCUUUCCCUCUCCUUCUUUCUCCCUCUGUAUUUACAGGUUAUCCUAACAUUUGUCUGCAUGUUGAUGAAGGAAUCUGUAGAAAUUUCUCCAGUAUCUUACACACUGCAAGUCCAUCAGAUACCUUUGGAUGGAAGAGACCCCUCUAGCUCCUUGAGUGAAGAAAGGCAGAUGCAGUGUCAACUGGGACAAUAUCUACAUCCCAGAGAGACCCACUGCUGCAUGAGGUGCCAUGCAGGCACCUACAAGGCAAAAGACUGUGAUCGGCCUGACCAGGCACCCGUCUGUCUUCCAUGUGCUAAUGGCACAUUCACAGCUGUGGAUAACACCAUGUCUAAAUGCUUCCAGUGCACACGUUGCCGUACAGAAUUCCAACAGAUAGUAGAGACUCCCUGCACCCCAAAGCAAGAUACUGUAUGUGGCUGUCGGAAGAACCAGUACCAGAUUGGCCUGGCCGAUCUCUUCCAGUGUAGGAACUGCAGCUCAUGUGUUAAUGGGACUAUUACUGAUUGUACAAAGAACAAAGAUGCGGUUUGCAGGUGCAAGCCUGGAUUCUUCCUGACACUUAGUAAUGUUUGCAAGCCUUGCAACAGCUGCAUUGAUGAAGAAUGCUUGCUGUGUCAUAGCCCAGUGACUGCUUCACCGACUUCAACUGGGCUGAAUGGGAGCCUUGUCCUUGGCAUCAUUGUUGCAAUAUUUGGAGUUAUUUUCAUCCUCUACAUUGUAAAAAAAGUAGUGAAGCUCAUCCAGAAAAAGAGGAUAACAUCAUCUUCCUACUCCUGUGUCCCUUUGCCGCAGACAACCAAGGAGCCAGUAUCUGAGGUUGAGGUAAAAAGAGGUGAAAUUUCCAUCCUUCUUCCUGAGUCCCGGAAAGAAACAGAAUUGUUGGUGAAUGCAACAGCACCACCUGCACCUCUGACACAAAGGCCACAUGAGUUCCCAGACUGUGUCAGACCUGCUAGGAAGAGGCAGCUUCCAGACAGUCCUUCUAUUCUCUACACAGUGGUGGAUCAUGUACCGCCAUCUCGGUGGAAAGAAUUUGUGAGGCGUCUGGGCCUGAGUGACCACGAUCUAGAGCGAAUUGAGAUGGAGCAUCGGUGUUUCCGAGAUGCCCAGUAUGAAAUGCUCAGACAGUGGAAACUGCAUAUGAGCCAUGCUGCAACUGUGGAGCACAUCAGCUGUGUUCUCAACCAGAUGGAGCUGAGUGGCUGCAGUGAAGCCAUUCAGGAAGCUUUGCUAAACCAGAACUCUCAACCUUGCAGCUUCCACGUCCAUCAUUAGUCUAUUUCUGCUUCAGCUGCCCUGGCUGAGGCUGUUAAAAGAUGAUCAUAAGUCC
Molecule: messenger RNA, 1849 nt
Organism: Neopsephotus bourkii (Bourke's parrot)
Lineage: Eukaryota; Metazoa; Chordata; Aves; Psittaciformes; Psittacidae
Product: tumor necrosis factor receptor superfamily member 1A-like
Exons: 9
Coding region: 502-1794 (430 amino acids)
Biological process (GO): inflammatory response; signal transduction
Cellular component (GO): mitochondrion; signaling receptor complex; membrane raft
Molecular function (GO): tumor necrosis factor binding; tumor necrosis factor receptor activity
Source: RefSeq, a predicted model, not a curated record